Bipolaris sorokiniana ND90Pr is the source of this 1981-nucleotide messenger RNA. RefSeq lists its product as uncharacterized. Gene Ontology annotation, biological process: transmembrane transport. Bases 340 to 1956 code for a protein of 538 amino acids. Lineage: Eukaryota; Fungi; Ascomycota; Dothideomycetes; Pleosporales; Pleosporaceae. The transcript is spliced from 2 exons. The record is from RefSeq and is a predicted model, not a curated record. Gene Ontology annotation, molecular function: transmembrane transporter activity.
AUGUAACGAGAAUGCCGAGCCUCAUUAGGACUAGGGCGCUGCCAUGGUACCACUUGGCCUUGAAGAGCAGCGCUCCGCCGUCUCCCAAGAGCGUGAAUUCGUGGGUUCUUGAGAUGCCUCCUCGUCACAGAUUCGGCUGCUGUGAUCCGUAACUACUCACGCAUGCCUGUAGCGAACCGGUAACUCCACAUGCAGGUUUCUAUUGAUUUCAUUGGCUGUUUUUGUCAACACCAGCGUUCCGGCAUUCUGGACGUAUAAACAAGGUCUCUCCGCAUUUGCGGAUUCGCUUUUGCUCUCUGUAGCACUGCUGCCGCACGCUUGUGUGCUUUGAUCGUCGACAUGGUCCAACCCAUUGCUGUUAUCCGAGAAACAUGGAACAUUUACACGCCUCUAGAGCGCCGCAACAUUGCCAUUUACAUUGCUGGCAUUAUGAUGUACAAGUUUGGGCUCGAGGCGUUCAACGGAUCAGUCAUCGCACUCGCCACGAAUCGAUACGACGAACUGGAGAAGACGACGCACAUUUCCAUCACAUUUCAACGCGUCGGUGUUUUGACAGGGCUGAACCAGGCAUUUCAGUGCAUAGGAUCCAUCCUGAUUGCACCUCUGAUCAAGCGGUAUCCGACCAAGAACGUGCUAGCUUGCGCAGUGCUCGUGUUUGGGUUCAUGAGCAGUCUCUUGUUGAUACUCGAUGCUGCAACUGGUGGUAAAUUUAUGCCACGCGGAUGGCCCAAAGAUGACUUCAGCUACUACGGCGACUACGAUACGGACACGAUGAUACCCAUCUAUUGCGUCUGUGGCAUAGUCUACGGUAUGGUUGAACUGAUCCGACGCGUUAUACCUCGAGAUCUCGUGGGUGGUAACAUUCAGAAGCUCCGCCGAAUGGACUCGUUGGUGCACAUCUUCUACGAGACGAGUGGAACGGCAGGUGCUUUUUGCACGGCACUUGCCCUCAUCCCCCGCCUCGGGAACAACUUUAGCUUUGUCAUCACGCCCAUCUUCUUCGCUACUGCAUCGAUUCUCUGGUACUUUAUCCACGAGGAGAGCAUGCCAAGGGAAGUCCGAGCUUCUGUGACUGAGGGCGAUCCUAGCUAUGUCAAGGCUGUCAUUAGUGGUUUCUACCUCUUUUUCGAGUCUGUGGGAACGGGUGCCAAACUCAUCUUCACACAUCGCAAGUUUAUCUGGCUGCUGCCUGGAUAUGCAAUUGCACUUUACGCCCAUCGAUACCUGGAGAAUGCCAUUGCGCCUGCAGUUGCGCGGCGGUACUUUGGAAACUCGGCCUGGUCACAAAUCAUGGUGGGAGGAUCGAACUUUGGUGAGCUAUUGGGGGCGCUGUUUGUCUUCAUGUUCACAAACUUGGUGCAGACGCCGAUACCAUGGCUGCGACUAGACGCACUUGGUCUGUUGAUUGUGUGGUAUCUGCCCUACUGGCGUCCUCCGCGAAACGACGUGGCACAGGCGUGGAUUGUGGCAGCGACCUUCCUGCCCAUCAGCUUCGGAUGGGCGGCAGGUGAUGUGUCUCUGGCGGCAUAUAUCCAGGCAUCGCUUGCUCGAAUCGAGUCCAAAUCGCAGAACGUAUCGGCACUGGGGGCCGUCAUGGCAUUUCUCUACAGCACGUACAUUGUCAUGUACGCCAUUGCAUCUGCGUGCCUCGGAACAUACAUCGACCGCAUCUCGGACCGAGACAACGAUGAGAUUCACGGGGCCAUCUUGAACGUGGCGGGCGUGCAGUUCACCAUCAUAUCGGUGUUAGUUAUGGUGAGCACCUUUGUUCCCAAGGGAGCGUUCUCUUUAAAUCCCAAGUUGCUCAGUGAGGAAGCACUGGACAUGGAUAUCGAGGACGAGGACGACGAGGACGAUGGCGAGGAGGAUCUGGAGUACAUCCCUGGAGCUCGGGGCAACAGGAAGGAGAGGCAUGAUAGCCACGAAUUGGUUAGCAGGAUGAACAGCUCGACAUAGAUUUGGGAUGGCAUCAUUUGGCGUA